Molecule: messenger RNA, 2191 nt
Organism: Paramecium pentaurelia
Lineage: Eukaryota; Ciliophora; Oligohymenophorea; Peniculida; Parameciidae
Source: the annotation of a GenBank genome assembly
AAUGGCUUAGAACAAAAUUCAUAAGAGAGUGGCUAUUUUUGAAGCUGAAGGAGGUUCAGAUAAGACUUGGAAUGGUCAUAGAAAGGACACAAUGCCAAUAGUUGAAGCCUUUAAAGAAUUAGGAUGGACAGCUGAACCCAUCUUCUUUAGAGAUGAAUGGAAGGAAGCCAUCACAAAGUAUGUCAUUGAAAACUGUGAUGCUUACAUUCCAAGAAUCAAUACAGGAAAUCUUCCAAAUGGUGAGGCUGUCUUCAAUCAAGCCUUGAGAGAAAUGUGUGCUGCUGGAGUAGUUGGUACACCACACCCAGACACUCUUAUGAAAUAUGAUUCUAAAUUAAGUCUUGUAGACCUCAAUAAAACUCCACUUUCACCAGCUGACACAGUGGCUUAUUUCAAAUGGGAUGAGUUAGUCAAGAACUUCCCAACUUCUUUGACUAAUGGAGAAAGAGUUCUUAAAUAAAAUAGAGGAUCCACAGGAGAAGGAAUCUGGAGAGUUCAAGUUGCUGAGGGAGUCUAAGUUGUUAAGGGAUAAGCCUUACCAUUAGAUACCAAGAUCAAAUGCACUGAAGCAGUAGACAAUCAUGUUGAACAUCACACACUUGAAAGCUUCUUUAAAUUGUGUGAAAAAUAUUAUAGAGUUGAAGAAAACUUCCUCAUUGAUAUGAGAUUCUUACCAAGAAUUAAGGAAGGUGAAGUCAGAAUCUUCUUAAUGGGAACAAAACCAUUAUUUGUUAUCCAUAAGAAACCAGCUGAUAAAUAAGAUGCUUUUUCAGCAACACUUUUCUCUGGAGCAACAUACAAAUAUGAAUCACCAGAAGCUUGGCCAGAACUCAUUAAAUUCUUUACAUCAUGUCUAUAAUAUUUAACUGACAAUCUAGGAGAUGUAGAGACCAUUUUAGAUUGGACAUGUGAUUUUAUUCUUGACACUGAUGAAAAUGGAAAAGAUAAAUAUUGGAUUAGUGAAGUCAAUGUUUCAUGCAUUGGAUUUACUAAUUAAUUAGAUAUUGGUAUCUAAUAAGAGAUGGCNUUUAUUAUAAUAUAUAAUUAUUAGGGGUAUAUAAAUUUGCAUUAUAUUUGCUUAAUAUCUUAAAUAUAAAAAUAUCUUUUUUGUAUAAUGGCUUAAGUUAGAAAACUACACAGAAGAGUGGCUAUUUUUGAAGCUGAAGGAGGUUCAGAUAAGACUUGGAAUGGUCAUAGAAAGGACACAAUGCCAAUAGUAGAAGCCUUUAAAGAAUUAGGAUGGACAGCUGAACCCAUCUUCUUUAGAGAUGAAUGGAAAGAAGCUAUCACAAAGUAUGUCAUUGAAAACUGUGAUGCUUACAUUCCAAGAAUCAAUACAGGAAAUCUUCCAAAUGGUGAGGCUGUCUUCAAUCAAGCCUUGAGAGAAAUGUGUGCUGCUGGAGUAGUUGGUACACCACACCCAGACACUCUUAUGAAAUAUGAUUCUAAAUUAAGUCUUGUAGACCUCAAUAAAACUCCACUUUCACCAGCUGAUACAGUGGCUUAUUUCAAAUGGGAUGAGUUAGUCAAGAACUUCCCAACUUCUUUGACUAAUGGAGAAAGAGUUCUUAAAUAAAAUAGAGGAUCCACAGGAGAAGGAAUCUGGAGAGUUCAAGUUGCUGAGGGAGUCUAAGUUGUUAAGGGAUAAGCCUUACCAUUAGAUACCAAGAUCAAAUGCACUGAAGCAGUAGACAAUCAUGUUGAACAUCACACACUUGAAAGCUUCUUUAAAUUGUGUGAAAAAUAUUAUAGAGUUGAAGAAAACUUCCUCAUUGAUAUGAGAUUCUUACCAAGAAUUAAGGAAGGUGAAGUCAGAAUCUUCUUAAUGGGAACAAAACCAUUAUUUGUUAUCCAUAAGAAACCAGCUGAUAAAUAAGAUGCUUUUUCAGCAACACUUUUCUCUGGAGCAACAUACAAAUAUGAAUCACCAGAAGCUUGGCCAGAACUCAUUAAAUUCUUUACAUCAUGUCUAUAAUAUUUAACUGACAAUCUAGGAGAUGUAGAGACCAUUUUAGAUUGGACAUGUGAUUUUAUUCUUGACACUGAUGAAAAUGGAAAAGAUAAAUAUUGGAUUAGUGAAGUCAAUGUUUCAUGCAUUGGAUUUACUAAUUAAUUAGAUAUUGGUAUCUAAUAAGAAAUGGCACAGGAGCUUAUUAGAAAGGUCUACAAAAAGAAAGGAACUUAAUGAGUU